UAAUCACUGGGAUUGUUAACAAAGAGACAAUGAGUGGGGGUUCAUUGGGGAUUCGUUCUGGGAGUUAUGGUUCUUUAGACAAGCAGCAGCAAAAUGGAGUUUUGCCGAUUCAAGCCCCUUCAACGACGACCAGGACCAAGCCUUUUAAACUGUUCAAAGAAAAGGAAUCGUUGGUUCAUUGGAUCUGCAAAUUCGCCGGUCGCCAGAACAUUGGAUUGCUCAUCCUUUUUCUCAUCUCUGCUGCUGUUUUUGUUCGGGUCUUAUACGUUGGCAAAGGUGAAGAUCAAGAAAAUGACAAUGCUCCCAAGGUAGAUGAUAGCUUGCCUAUGAACAAUUCGGUGACUCCAUUGAUAAAUGAUGUGCAAAGUGUCGGAAUCGAGAAUCGGGUAUCUUUACCGGUCGACGACGAAGGUACCGAAGUUCGAGUAAUGCCGCCUCCGCCUCCAUCACAUUUUCUAGGCUACACUCUUCCUUCAGGGCAUCCUUGCAACAGUUUUAGUUUACCACCUCCACCGGCGGACAAAAAACGAUCUGGACCACGCCCCUGUCCUGUAUGUUAUAUUCCUACUGAGGAAGCUAUCGCCUUGAUACCGAAAGUCCCGUCAUUUUCUCCGGUAGUCAAGAACUUAAAGUAUAUUUACGAGGAAAACUUGAAUAAAGAGACGGAGUUCGGUGGUUCCGACUUUGGUGGAUAUCCUACUUUGAGGCAGCGGGAUGAUUCAUACGAUUUAAGAGAGUCUAUGGAUGUACAUUGCGGAUUUGUCAAAGGAAGCAAACCUGGUCGCAGGACGGGAUUCGACAUCAAUGACAACGAUCUUCUUGUGAUGGAGCAAUGCCAUGGAGUGGUAGUUGCAUCUGCAAUAUUCGGAGCUUUUGAUGUCAUACAACAGCCAAAGAAUAUCAGCGAAUACUCGAAGAAAACCGUAUGCUUCUUCAUGUUUGCGGAUGAAGAAACUGAAGCUGAUUUGAUAGCUAACGGUGGUCUGGACGAGACUAAGAAGAUCGGUGUAUGGAGGAUUGUUGUCGUGCACAACCUUCCUUACACCGACGGAAGGCGCAACGGAAAGAUUCCAAAGCUUCUAACGCAUCGGCUAUUUCCAAAUGCUCGUUUUUCUUUGUGGAUUGAUGGGAAACUUGAGCUUAUUUUUGAUCCAUACCAAAUUCUCGAGAGGUUUCUGUGGAGAAAAAACGCCACUUUCGCGAUCUCUAGGCAUUAUAAACGCUUUGAUGUGUUCGAUGAAGCCGAGGCAAAUAAAGCUGCUGGCAAAUACGAUAAUGCCUCCAUCGACUUUCAGAUCGACUUCUACAGGAAGGAGGGUUUGACACCGUAUUCCGAGGCUAAACUUCCUAUUACAAGUGAUGUUCCCGAAGGAUGUGUGAUAAUAAGAGAGCACAUUCCUAUUAGCAACCUCCUUACUUGUCUCUGGUUCAAUGAAGUCGAUCGGUUUACUUCUCGGGACCAAAUCAGCUUCUCGACGGUUAGAGAUAAGAUCGCGGCCAAGACCGGUUGGACCGUGAACAUGUUCCUGGACUGCGAACGCCGCAACUUUGUCGUUCAGCAAUAUCACAAGGAAGUUUUAGCACGUUUGGCUCAGAAGGCCGCUCCGGUCAUCAAUCCGCCACCACCGCCAGUCUUUGUCCGAUGAUCCGCCCAGAAUUUUUGCACUCGAAACUUAAGAUGAAAAAACCAUCAAUUUCUGCCAAGUAAAUUCUUACCGAGACAUGGAAGGGAUGGAAAUCAGGUGCAAGGCAUUAUGACAAAGUUGACAACAAAAUGAGUUUAAGUUGGCAAAUUACCAUUCU
Molecule: messenger RNA, 1803 nt
Organism: Hibiscus syriacus
Lineage: Eukaryota; Viridiplantae; Streptophyta; Magnoliopsida; Malvales; Malvaceae
Exons: 9
Coding region: 30-1646 (538 amino acids)
Source: RefSeq, a predicted model, not a curated record